CCUACACACCCACCUCCAGACACACUCGCAUUUCUCAUUUCUUACUUCUAAAUUAGAUAGCGAGACGUGGUGUCGGAGCUCACAGGUCGCAUAGAAUUAGUUUGAAGUAUCAGCGGUAGUUAAACAAUAAAUCUGAAAUUCAACAUGGAGUCCCCUCCAGAUCCAGCGAGCGACCCGGGCAACAGCGCCUCGGAGCCGGCUACCCCGGUCAGGGAAACCCCGGUAAACCUGGAGACGCUCCGGAAAGCGGACCAUCCAGCCCCGGUUCGAAGGCAGACCUGUUCCAGCACCAACAGAGGUAUCUCAGUAACAAAGAAGACACAUACUUCUCAAAUCGAAAUAAUUCCCUGCAAGAUCUGUGGAGACAAAUCAUCAGGCAUCCAUUACGGCGUGAUAACAUGUGAAGGCUGUAAGGGCUUUUUCAGGAGGAGUCAGCAGAGCAAUGCAGCUUACUCCUGUCCCCGUCAGAAGAACUGCUUGAUCGACCGCACAAGCCGCAACCGCUGCCAGCACUGCCGGCUGCAGAAGUGCCUGGCAGUGGGCAUGUCACGAGAUGCAGUGAAGUUUGGUCGGAUGUCAAAGAAGCAGCGAGACAGCCUAUACGCUGAGGUCCAGAAGCACCGGCUGCAGCAGCAGCAACGUGACCACCAACAACAGCCUGGGGAGGCGGAGCCACUCACACCUAGCUACGGCCUCUCUGCCAGUGGCCUCACGGAGCUUCACGAUGACCUCAGCGGCUACAUGGAUGGUCAUACUCCUGAUGGCAGCAAACCAGACUCGGCUGUCAGCAGCUUCUACCUGGACAUUCAGCCAUCUCCUGACCAGUCAGGCCUGGACAUCAACGGCAUCAAGCCGGAGCCCAUCUGCGACUUUGCCCCAGGCUCUGGCUUCUUCCCCUACUGCUCCUUCACCAAUGGAGAAACCUCCCCCACCGUGUCCAUGGCUGAACUAGAACACCUGGCCCAGAACAUUUCUAAGUCACACAUGGAGACAUGUCAGUAUCUGAGAGAGGAGCUGCAGCAGAUGACCUGGCAGGCUUUCCUGCAAGAGGAGGUGGAGAGCUACCAGAACAAGCCCCGGGAAGUCAUGUGGCAGCUGUGCGCUAUCAAAAUAACAGAGGCCAUUCAGUAUGUGGUGGAGUUUGCCAAGCGCAUCGACGGCUUCAUGGAGCUGUGUCAGAACGAUCAGAUAGUGCUGCUGAAAGCAGGCUCUCUGGAAGUUGUGUUUGUCAGAAUGUGCCGUGCCUUUGACACGCAAAACAACACAGUGUAUUUUGAUGGAAAAUAUGCUGGACCUGAUGUGUUCAAGUCAUUAGGCUGUGACGACUUGAUCAGCUCCGUCUUCGAGUUUGGGAAAAACUUGUGUUCUAUGCACCUGUCUGAGGAUGAGAUCGCCCUGUUCUCCGCCUUUGUGUUGAUGUCUGCUGACCGGUCCUGGCUGCAGGAGAAGGUGAAGGUGGAAAAACUCCAGCAGAAGAUCCAACUGGCCCUCCAGCACGUCCUGCAGAAGAACCACAGAGAGGACGGUAUACUUACAAAGUUGAUAUGCAAAGUGUCGACACUGCGGGCGCUGUGCAGUAGGCAUACAGAGAAGCUUACAGCUUUCAAAGCAAUAUACCCAGACAUUGUGCGUGCCCACUUCCCCCCGUUAUACAAGGAGCUGUUUGGAUCAGACUUUGAGCAGUCCAUUCCCCUUGACGGGUAGCAACCCUGCCAGGUGCCAGUGUGCCCACCGUAGGGGAAUGUGGAGGAGGAAUCUGAGACACUUUACUGGUGCCCUGCACACACCAGAGCGGACAGAUGGCACGCUGUUCAACUUCUUCUUUUACAUUGGAGGGUAGGGCUUGGGGAGUUGAUUGUCAAGGUUUACCAUAUUGAAUCUAGUUCUCUUUGUAAGAAUUGUGGGACCCGACACCCCACGGGACAUGAAGAGGAGAUAGGAACAAAUCAUUUCUGUUUGGUUGAACUUGACCCUCUUAUGCGCUUUUCUAACCCAAUUCUCUUCAUUCGUCGUUGUUUUCACUUGAUUAACUGCAUCACCCCCUAUCAUUCUCCCUUUUUUUUUUUUUUUUAAUCUGCACACCUGGCUUCUAAUCAUUAUGAACAAUUAAUGAGACACCUUUGAAGAAAAAGAAAAGAAAAGCUGAAGACCUCUUCAUUUAGAGGAUGACCACAUCAGUAUUAUUUCCCAGGUUACACUCCCGUAACAGUUCUGCUUUCUUUCCAUGGUCAAAGCUGUCACCUUUUUACGCAGAAAAAGUGACAACAACAACAAACAAAAAAAAGAUAAACGCGCACACUUUGGUCAAGUUCAGCCUCUUUUCUCUUGUGCUCAAGCCGUGUCGUUUGGGAUGACGCAGUGCUUGGGAUGAAAACUCACGGCGACUUCGAGGGAGGUUCCAUUGGCAUGGCGUUGCAAUCGGCACUUCUCUGUGGACAAUCGUUUAAAAGAGAGAGAAAAAAAAGAAACCUAGAAUUCUGGUAAUUCUAAUGAAAACGCAAUGAUUUAAGUUGUCAAAGACUCCAUCCACCAUUGUUGCAUAGUGAAACCAUGUAAGGCCAUCUGCUAUUAAUCCUUCUCUGGACAGGUGCCCUGGAGAAGCACAGGGCGCCAAUACAAUGAAAAGGGUCCAUUCCACCUGUUUUAUAAUGUACUACAGGGUAUAUGGUCAUAAGUACUUACUAUACAGAAAAAAGUAAUGUUUAUAGAAUCUAUUUUAAAUAACAUGUAUGAUAUUAGUAGUUAGACCAUUCUUAAUUGUUGAAUUGAUAAGGCACUUUUAUUUACACCGUUCUUUAAUUUAAGACUUGUAUAUUUACCUAGUGAUGUGUUGCAUGUGCACAAGAAAUACAAGUUGAAUCAUGGAUGCAGAGGUUAGUCCCGGGAGCUGCAGAUGUUACUGGUCUACUGGAAGCGUACGGGAUGUCUGUUAGGGUGGCUGGCGUGGCUGCCGGUUGGCGAACAAAAGAGGCGUGGAUGAGAAGGCAGGUUAAAGACACUCCGUCGCUUGUUUUCGCAACAACUGCCAGUGCGACGCCUGUCAAAAUGUAGCUGUGAUACUCCUCUGAGGGGAGCAUGCACAAACAUAAAAAAUAAUACAAAAAAACCUUGCGGUGAUGUUUUGUUUUUGUUGUGAACAGAUCUGGAUUUCAUGGCAUCUGUUUCAAGUUUUUGAAAAUACAAGAAAACUUAGGUGUGCUCGGGUGACAGAUUUUGGGGAUUUUUUUUUUUUUUUACUAAACAUUUGCUUCUCAUUGUACUGUGAAAAUCUGUACAUUUUUCUUUAAGGCUAUAAAUCAACCCAAAUAGCCAUGUGGUUGGACUGGGAAACUCACAUGCAGUCUCUAAUCCAAUUGUUCCAUCUAGUGGAAGAUAAAGAUACAGCAAGCGAGUUAACAGCCUAAUGGCAAGAGACCCCGGGGUCUAACCUAAAAAGCACAUUUACGAGCCUCUGUAAGAACAUUUUCAGCGUCUUUAUCUGCCUUCUCACCGCAGUCUCAGCCUGGCAACGCCACGACAGGACACAGAAGAAACAGUGAAGGGAAAGUGAAUAUUCAAAGCCUUGUCUGGUUGUAAAGCUUCUAUUUUUGUAACUUGUUUUGGUUAAUAAACUCACGAAAGAGAACGAGGGAGAGAAAAAGAUGUCAGGUAGCACUUAACUAUAUCCCUGCAAUAAUUAGACUAGCCGUUGUUCGUAUGAUUAGGGGAGAAGCAUAAAAAUGGUAGGACAAGUGCUAUUUUCAGAAUGCUUUGUUGUUGUGCUUCUGUUUUUGUUGAGUGCGUCUUUUUUGUCAGUGUGGUAGUAAAGUGGUAGAAAAAAGAAAAAAAAGAAACAACCCUGGAUGUGCCAAACAAUAGUCGUUGCUUCCGCUUUUCCAGUCUACUCGUCUGUAAUGUAGAAUGGAUUCCUAAGACAUUCCAGCAAUCUCAGUAGCGGCUUUUAGAAAAAUCGUUAAGAACAAAAAAAAAAAAAGAACAAAAAAAGAAAAGACUAGAAAAAAAUGAUAUCCCUUUAGAAACCCGACAAAGCAUGUUAACACAUCUGUCACCAGUCUGUCUGUAACAUUGAAUCCAGUUGUUUUGUCUUUUUGUUUGUUUGUUUGUUUGUUGUUGUUUUCCUUUUGUUUGCACACUAUCAUUCCUCUACCGUGCAAUUUGCGCGAGGCGUUAAUGCCUUGCGCUGUCACCCCUCAGGGAAGAGUUUCUUCUGUGCUUUUCUGUUUGAAUUCAUUAGAUUUAUAGUUUAGUAGAUAUUUUUUCUUUCUAUCGUUCUCUCUUUUUUUUUUCAGGGACGUUCCAUGAGAAGUGGUUGAAAAUUCCGAUUUGAAAAUUCAUCACAGAGUUGUUCAGAAUUUCACAUUAUUGGUGUCCUUAAAGGGCCUCCAGCCAAGUCGAUUAAUGAAAGCAAAUCUUCUUUGUAAAAGAAAAACCCAUCAAACCCCAUCGCAUUUACAAAGUGUAGUUUUUCAGUACACGGCAUAUUUCUUUCACGCACACAAAAUAAUUUUUAAAAAAAAUCUGUUUUGGUUUAAAACGGUGUCAUCAGGGUCUUUAUGAAUAAUAACCCUCUUUGUUAGGAAACCAAAUAUUCUUAUGCAAUACUAAAUCUGUUGUGUUUUGGGUUGUUAGUAAAUAUGCUGUACCUAAGUAAUAAUAUCUGUUAACGAUCCAAUGCUAUUUUGGAUAUGCACAAGCCCUGUACGACUAGAAAACCUCAGUCUCAAAGCAAAAGAAACCCAGUCUGGAACACUGCUAGACAAUCCGGUGUUGAGAGGCCCGGCGGCCCGCCAAGAGCAGAAAAAAGGAUUAGGUGCGAACGCUCAGGGAGGUAACAGGUAGACCGAAGAAACGGCUCGCUUUCCUCUGGAGUCGCGGAGCAUUUCAUUAACUUUUUUUUGGGUUUUUUUGGUGAAUUUAUGAGAUUUUUUUGAAAAUCUUUAAAAAGCACUCAAAUGAUGAGAGGAGCUUGGCUGAACUUUUUCUAUUUUAUUUUUAAUUAUUGUUUUUUUUUUUUUUGGCGUAGCACACUGAACAUUUUGUUAGAAAAUAAUGAGAAAAUUGAGAUUUGGCUGAUUCUUUGUCAAUUCUUUUCAUUUUGUUUGUUUGUUUCUUGAAGAUUAUUAUUUCUUCUUCAAACGUUAUGUGAUCACGUAAACAAUAUUCUGUCAAACAUGGUCAGCCUAAGGUCUACCACUAAAAAGGGGUUCUUAUCUCAUAAAAUGUGUUUUGUUUUUCAUUUUAGUCGAGUAGCUGGUAAUGUGCUCUACAAUGUAUAACAAGCAAUAUGCCUUGUGUUAUAAUUACGGGUCUCUACAGUGCAGCCAUCAUCUUUUUUCAAUUGACUUUAUUCAUACAGUUGAUUUUUGUUUACUCUUUUUCUGAACAAAAAGAAGUAAUAAAGCCCAAUCACUCUAUUUUUUAAUCUUCUUAAGGUUCCGAUAGAGGGAAGAUUGCAGGAAACGGUCACCAAACACACAGAUGCUUGUGUAUAACUAUAAACUACGCCUUUACACGGGCCUGAAAAGUGAUGUCUUUCUGUAUAUUCUCAUUCGAGAUAUCCCACUUUAAGCGAGGGAUCGAUGCUACUUGUGCUAUUCAAUCAGUGUAUAGUAUACAGUAAAAUGUGCUGGUCCUUUUGUCUCUGCUCUGUUGUCUGUAAAAAGCAAUAGUGUGUGCGUGUGUGUGUGUCUGUCUGUUCUCACAGUAUGUGAAUAUUUAAAAAAAAAACCCAGACAAGGCUUUAAUAAUUACAGAGGAACAGGGUCAUGUGGAUGAAGAGGUUUUGAUCUUUUUUUCUUUCUUUUUUUUACAUUUUCUAACAAAAAAGAAGCAAAGGUUUUGAGGAAUGCUGAGCUCGAUCCAUCCAUAAUAGUUGUAGAUUUUAAAAAGCAUGACAUAACGCCUUCGACAAUUCACGGGUCUCAAAAGAAAAAAUUCUUCGCUAUCAGUUUGUUGGUCCAAGCCUAAAUUGAAAUGAACCGAGCCAAAAUGUGCACUGUAGAUUGCGUCUUCGACCGUAAAUUGUGAAGACCGGCGUUAUGUCACGCUUGAGGUUGCCGGUGUGUCGCCCAGAAUUGUGAGUCAGUCGUCGCAUUUUAACAAAACCCAUUUUCCAAAGCACAGGUGAUAAGACUUUAUGAUUAAAGUUACGUUUAAGAAUAUAGUUUAAAAAUAACGAGACAAAACAAUGAAAAGCAACUUUUAGCCAUAAUCGAAUGUCAAGCAAUAAUAUAUGUCUGUGUAUUAUUUUUCAUUCUUUUGUGCAUAAUAAGUCUUUGAACAUCUGCAUGUAAAUACACCUCUUAUUUAUCGCCAUUGGGUUCGGUUUUAUUUUUGUGUUGAUUUUGUGGAUGUUUUCUCUUUUUUUUUAUGUUUCAUCUGUACAUUUGACCAGUUCUGUUCCCAGGUGGAGAACUAAGAACUUGACACGGCCUGUGUGCUGUAUAUCUUAUUUUCUCACUCUCUCUCCCUCAUUCUCUGCUGUUUAUUCACCAUAUUUAAUAUUAUUAUUGAUCACAUGUAUAAAGGUAGCUUUGUAACUUCUGUCUGUAUAGGGUAAGAGGAAAAUACUGCUACUAAGGCCUACCCAGUGAAAAAAAAAAAUUUAUCUGUUUAUCAAUGACAUCAUAUUGUACGAUAACUCUGUUUCUACUUUGCUUCCCUCCUUUAGGAUUAGUUUGAUAGCGAUAGGGCGUGCUGACAUUUAUUUUGUGUUGCCCUGAUGUGUGGUGCUAGGUAAGUUAAUUUUGUGAACCAAGUAUUGAUUCCUAAGCCAGGCCGCCCUAUUAGUUCAUUGAUUUCAUCGCAUAUUAAUGUAUUAUUGAUAUUAGGACUCAACGAAUAAUGAUAAUAAUGAUAAUGAUAAUAAUGAAAAUGAAAAUGAUAGUGGUAAAAUUACCCAGCCAGUACCUGUAUCAGUGUGCUAGACUUGGGAUAAGGCACUUAUUUCCUUCUGACUUAUAUCAAAGCUAGUAUCUGCGAAUUAACAAGCUUAUUAAGGUCGCUUUUCUGGUUUGUGGAAGAAUUAUAAUAUUCAAACUGAAACAGCAGUAUUGGAUUUUUUUUGUCCUUUUUCCUUUGUGUGAUUGUAAAGAAAAAAACACUCACUGAGGCUAGUUAGUUUGUCAGGUUUUAAGAUACUAUUUACCUCCCCGUGUCUGCAUUGUUCUUCACCUGAUGCAGGGAAGUGGUGCUUGGAUUUCAUUUUACAGAGCCUCGGUGUAUGCUUUUGUUAUUCCCCAUUUUAAGACUAUCCUGAUCCUGAAGCAGCGGUUUCUCCAGAACCAGUGGCACAAGCCUUUUGCACCACACUGAAGUGUUAAAAUGUACACGAGAGGAUUGCCAUUUGAAGACAAAGUUGACCUUUUUCUUUUCUCUCGACUCUGUAGCAAAUAUCAGUAAGAAUAUGCUUGCAAUAAUACACAACGUAUCACACUGAGUGCCUCUCGGUGUAACAAAAUGCAUACAUGGUUUUGAUUGUCCUUUUUUGUUGUUGUUUUUGUGGUUUUUCCAGAUGUGUACUGAAGUGACAAUGUAUUUUGUACAUGAGGGGGAAUUGUCGCUCGCUCAUGCUUAAAAUGUUUGUUUUUUUUGUUUGUUUUUCUCAAACUCUCUCUCUUCAUGUGUUGUUCAUUCUUUUUCGCGUGGGUUGUUGUUGAAGGGUUCCGAUGUGUAGAUGGUCUGUUUAGAGUGUACACGUCACCCCUCACGUCAUUUCGGAAACAUAACUGGGAACGUCGCUUCUCGUUGGUCGACAAAUGCUCGCGGACGAUAUUACAGAAGUGUUCUCCUGCACAUUGUUUUGAUUUUUCUGGUUGAGCAAAAAAAAAGAAAAAAAAAGAACUAAACAAACAAAAAAUACCUAACAGAAAGUCCACAUUUCUUCAUUUUCUGUUAGUGUUAAAUCUACUUUUUCUUUUUUAUUUCACUGAGGAUGGAAGAUUUACUAAUGCAUUGUAUAUUAAGUAUUUGUAUGUGUUUGUAAAACAGACAUACGAUGCAUCUGGAUUUCUUUAAUGUUCUGUGUUCAAUGUGCCCUCGGUCUGUUGGGGUAAUUUAACAUAAAAAAUGGGGUGGGUGCGUGGGGGAGGGUGGAGCAAGGGUGGCUUCUUUUUUUUUCCAUGCAAAAGCAGUACGAAUUACGGAAAAAGCCGAAACUAGUGUGUGGUUGUCACAAAUUUCUAAGUCACAUGUUUGCUACUGAUGUAAAAUGGGGACAGAUGAUCAUGUACCUUUUUAUCCAGCUCUUUUGAACUCUCUUUAGCAGGUAGUCUAUUCACAAACGUAGUUUUGCUCCUUCUUGUCUGAUUCUUAAAUAUGAAAAUAAGUAUUUUGAUUCAUUUUGUAAAUACGGCUGUAAAGAAAAAUAAGAAAUUUAAUGUUGUCUUUUAAAUACUUUUCAUUCUAAUAUGAAUGUUGUUAUAUUGUACUUAGAAACUGUACCUUUAAUAUUACCUUUAUUAAAAGUGCAUUGGACACAUCGAUUUUAGAUGUGCUUUAUGUGCUGUUAUCCCAUAAUAAAAUUUACCGCUUGUAA
Molecule: messenger RNA, 8536 nt
Organism: Maylandia zebra (zebra mbuna)
Lineage: Eukaryota; Metazoa; Chordata; Actinopteri; Cichliformes; Cichlidae
Gene: roraa
Product: RAR-related orphan receptor A, paralog a
Biological process (GO): regulation of transcription by RNA polymerase II
Cellular component (GO): nucleus
Molecular function (GO): zinc ion binding; RNA polymerase II cis-regulatory region sequence-specific DNA binding; nuclear receptor activity
Source: RefSeq, a predicted model, not a curated record